Molecule: messenger RNA, 273 nt
Organism: Pyricularia pennisetigena
Lineage: Eukaryota; Fungi; Ascomycota; Sordariomycetes; Magnaporthales; Pyriculariaceae
Exons: 2
Coding region: 1-273 (90 amino acids)
Source: RefSeq, a predicted model, not a curated record
AUGGACGACAGUUAUGGCUUCAUGCUAGACCCAAGCUGGCAUGCAAACGCCUGCCUUGAUUCCAACUUUCUCGACAACGUGGAAGGGAUACAAGACUCAAGGAGCCAUUCCGGCGCCCUUCCAGGGUCAAACGUGGACUUCAACUACGGAGCCUUUAUCACCGAGCUUAACAACUGCGAGAAAGAGGAUUUGAGAAGGAUAUCUCCUACAAACUGGAUCCUGGCUCAGCCGGUCGCCAGGACUCCAAAGACUGCCAACAGUUUAAAGGGUUAA